AUGACUCAAACCAAAGACACCAAAGAAACCAUCCGAAUCGGAGCAGUCCAAGCGGAAUCAGCUUGGCUUGACCUUCAAGCGGGUGUCGAUAAAACUUGCGCCAUUAUCAAAGAGGCCGGCGAGAAGGGAGUGGAAAUCCUGGGUUUCCCUGAGGUCUUCAUUCCUGGAUUCCCCUUCCAGAUUUACACUUCCACGCCAGACCAAGAUUUUGUCCUUGAUUACCAAAAGAAUUCAAUGGUUGUUGGUUCACCGGAGUAUAACCAAAUUCGAAGAGCUGUCAGAGAUGCUGGUAUCUGGGCGGUUGUGGGCUUCUCCGAGAGAGUAGGCUCCACACUCUACCUGGCCCAGUCUUUCAACAACCCCAAAGGCGAUGUAGUACAUCAUAGAAGAAAGCUCAAGCCCACUCACGUUGAGCGAUACCUGUAUGGUGAUGGUCAAGCGGAAGACACCAAAACUUGCGUUACCACCGAGAAAGAUAUCACAAUUGGAGGUCUCAACUGUUGGGAACAUUUCCAACCACUCCUCAAGUACCAUCAUUAUAAUCAAGGUGUCCAAGUCCACGUUGCUUCCUGGCCAUAUCUGGCCCCUACUGGACCUGGAGUUCCCAUGUCAACUAGUGCUGAGGUCUCAGGAGAUGUCAUCACUCGAACCCUUGCCGUCGAGGGUGGCUGUUUUGCCAUGGUCUGUUCAGCUACUAUCUCGAUAGAAGGUUCAAUCAAAAUGAAGGUCCCUACUACCCUGGGAGGUCCUACCGCCACUCCUAUUGAAGGAGGGGGAUUUGCAGCUAUCUACUCCCCAAACGGUACUAUCCUUGCCAAAUCAAAGGACCAAUCCUCAGAAGAGAUUGUGAUUGCCGAUGUCGAUCUCGAUGACAUUCACAGACAUGAACAAAGGCAGAUUGUAUCGGGCAUUAAUGAGCUAAUCUUUCAUGUCACUAGACAGUGCACGACUGUUAAGGCUAAUGACAGCUAUACUGGCUCCCGACCUGAUCUGUUCUCACUCAACGUCACCAAUACAGCUAUGCCAAGGGUCAAGUAUUCUGACGGAAGUCACAUUCCUUCAGUAGCCGCAAGACAAUUGCCCUUGGAAGACUGA
Kwoniella mangroviensis CBS 8507 is the source of this 1095-nucleotide messenger RNA. RefSeq lists its product as uncharacterized. The record is from RefSeq and is a predicted model, not a curated record. The coding region runs from base 1 to 1095 and encodes 364 amino acids. Lineage: Eukaryota; Fungi; Basidiomycota; Tremellomycetes; Tremellales; Cryptococcaceae. The transcript has 5 exons. Gene Ontology annotation, molecular function: catalytic activity.